Morone saxatilis (striped sea-bass) is the source of this 2944-nucleotide messenger RNA. It is a transcript of the gene vgll2a, whose product is annotated as vestigial-like family member 2a. The record is from RefSeq and is a predicted model, not a curated record. Gene Ontology annotation, biological process: regulation of transcription by RNA polymerase II. The coding region runs from base 157 to 1023 and encodes 288 amino acids. Lineage: Eukaryota; Metazoa; Chordata; Actinopteri; Moronidae. The transcript has 4 exons. Gene Ontology annotation, cellular component: nucleus.
GCCACAGUCCAGUGCGUUAAGAGCGCAGAGCAGCGCAGCAGAGUGACUCUCUCCGUCGUCCACUCCGUCCUCCACCGCCGGGAUUAAUGUUUCCUCUCCGUCUCAGCAGACCUGCUCUCUACAUGAAGCUUGGUUCUUCUCCGUGAUUUCUUCGCCAUGAGCUGCCUGGAUGUGAUGUACCAAGUGUUUGGUCCUCAGCCUUAUUUCAGCUCCUACAGCCCCUAUCACCACCAGAAACUGGCCUUUUAUUCCAAAAUGCAAGACCCCCAGGACAGCGGGCGGCGGCUUGCCCCCCCAGGCCACCCGGCGAUCAAAGAGGAGGACAAGGAGCUGCCGCCGGGAGCCGAGUACCUGAACUCCCGCUGCGUCCUCUUCACUUACUUCCAGGGAGACAUCAGCGCUGUGGUGGACGAGCACUUCAGCCGAGCCCUGAGCCACACAACUGCAUACCCCGCCUCAAGCAGCCACAAGGCCCUAAGAGAUGGAUCAUUCCCUAUGAGCCAGAGAAGUUUCCCUCCGUCUUUCUGGAACAGCUCCUACCAGCCGUCGGUCUCCUCCACGCUUGGCAGCGCUCUGUCAGCUCCCCACACAGAGCUCCCCUUCCCUGGGGACCCAUACUCCUCCGCCUCCCUGCACAGCCACCUCCACCAAUCUAGCCCCGACACCUGGCACCCAUCCCAUCACCACCACCAUCACCACCACCACCCUUACUCACUAGGGGGCGCUAUAAGCACCCAGGGCUCAGCGUAUCCACGCCCGGGGGUUCAUGAAGUGUACGGUACGGCGUUCGACCCUCGCUACGGUUCUCUGCUGGUACCGUCAGUGCGGCCUCAUCAUCGUCUGGCAUCUGGCAGCUCGGUACCGGGGCCCAGCGCCUCGUCUUGUGAUCUAGGAGGGAAGGGGGAGUCUGGGGCGGGUUCAGCCUGGAGUGGUGCUUUCACCGGAGCCGGAGCAGAGAUCGGACUCAACAUGGACACAGGUCUGCAGGCACAGGAUAAGAGCAAGGAUUUGUAUUGGUUUUAGAGACUGCUGAGACUCUUCCCCCUCCUCCCCUCCCUUCACUCCUACUUCAGCUGUAGCCUCUUUCCUCUACUCGUGCUCUACUCUGUUGCUCUGCUGCUGUUAUGGGAUGACUGACAGAGAAACUGAAAAUUGGUCAGAUGGCAUUUUUGUGCUGUAACGGCUUCUGGUCUGCUUGCAGCUCGGUGUUAUGGCGGACUGUGCAGCAGCAGCAGCACAGCUCUGCUGAGCUGAAUGCCGGCAGUGUGGAUACAAAGCGUGGAAACAAAAGUGGACUCGCGGAGGAGAGAGAGAGAGAGAAAGAGAGAGAGAAUCUGAUCUUGACGGAUGUGGACAAAGACAAGAGUCUUUGUGCUUCUGUAACAGGCAGGGACAACAUUCCUAAACUGGAAAAAGUCUGGGGACAGACGGACAGAGACACGUGUUGUCAAACUCCAAAUUUAAGCGCUUGAAGGACUUGGCAGGACUUGCCUCACUGGGACAACUGGACUACAGACACUGGGAGUGUUAUGGCUGGAGGAAAGGCCAUGUUGGUGUUCAGGAGGCCGCACAGCAAGAAUUUGGCAGACUGCGAAGGAAGGAGGAGCAAACACUUUGGUUUACAUGGACUAUUGGUUCAAUGUCAACUGAAAAAAAAACACUGUCAGUAUUUUAUGGCACAUUAAAAGUUAAACAGUUUUGGACGUUUUCAACUGAUAUUAAAAAGAUAUUUAAGUAAUGUUUCAAGCUGUGUCCCAAUUCCAUAUUAUGUACAAACUAUGUCUGUAUGCAUAAUAAAUCCUAUUCAUUUAUGUGUGUACAGUUGAUGUACACCAUUGUCCCACAAUGCAAUGCAUAAAUGAAAUGGAGGAGCUGCAAAGUCUAACUGACAUCCAUUGGGACAUGCGCUGCUUCCAUUCCUGUUAGUACAGUUGAGUAUACUGAUAUCUUUUACAUUAACUGAUACUGUUUAUAAGUAGCAUGUAAUUGGGACACACGUGUCUCAAUAAUAUGUUACAGUGACCAGGAUGUAAGCAUGAAUUUGAUGACUUGCAAGUCAAAUAACAUCAUAUCAUCUACGUAAAAAUUACAUACAGUAAAUCUAUUGAGUUUAAGUGGUCAAUUGAUGGAAAUUUAAUCAGGCACCAAAACAUUUACUGUUCAUAGCCUCUGAAAUGUGAGGAUUUGCUGCUUUUUCUCCUGUUUCAUAUGAUUGAUUAUGUGAUUGAAUACUUUUAGACUCUUGGUCACAACAAAACAACCAAUUUAAAGAUGUCACCUUAGACUUAUUUAUGAUUUGAAUUCAUGAUUAUACACUAUGUACAAUGAUGAAAUAACAGAAAAAUAAUGGACUAAUAGUAGAGAUGUUUCGAUACCAUUUUUUCCUUUCCGAUACAUUAACUUUGCGAUACCGAGUAUCCGAUACAUGUGCAUUAAAAAUAAAUAAAUGUAUACAUACACUGUAUAUUAUUAUUUGUUAACGAGCGUUUACUACUAAGCCUGAAUGAUGUCUAAGAUUGUCUGCUAUUGUCAAAGUCAGAGUAGGGCGGGGUUAUGACUUCUAUCCUGGGAAAAAAAAGCUAAUCUAUUUUGGUGCUAAUAAGUUACGUGGUAUUGGAUCAGUGCACCGUCAGUAUCAGAGGAAUUUCGAAUACUGGUGUCGGUAUCGGAACAACUCUAAUUAAUGGAUAAUGAAAAUGAUUAGUUGGAGCCCUGAUUUAAAUGUUAUUCAAACAGUGGCUAUUGGUAACCUAGAUGUCCAGAUGUCUUUUGAUCUGUAAAUUACAAAAAACACAUGCUUAACACGAAAUAGUGACACCUGGUUGUUUUGCUCGAAUUCCUGAGUCAUAAUAUUACAUAAAGAAAGCUGCUGUCUAUAAAAUAGAGAUAACCUCAGGUGUUUUCCAUUUGAUUGGAAUUUUAAAAAAAUGCACACUUACAGCUA